AUGUCGAAAAUAGAAAAGAUGAGAAUAUGCGGGUUAGUGUUAUUGAUUUCGGUCAUGUAUCAGGAACAUUUGGGCUUACUGGUUUCCGAUAGGGUGCGGUCCUUUGAUCACAAGGGUUGGGAGAAUAUCUCUUUCAACACUCCUCUAACACUCAUUGUUGGGCUUAAUGGUUCGGGAAAGACUACAAUCAUCGAAUGUUUGAAAUAUGCAACCACUGGCGCACAACCACCAAAUAGCAAGGUUGGAGGAGCUUUCAUUCAUGAUCCAAAACUUUGUGGGGAGAAGGAGGUACUGGCACAAGUCAAACUCUCGUUUCAAAGUACGACAGGAUCGAGAAUGGUCAUCACAAGAAGUAUGCAGCUCACGGUUACGAAGACAGCGAGAAAGAUGAAGACUCUAGAUGCAGGAUUGAUGGUCAAUAACGGCGGCGAGAGAACUGCUGUGUCUCACAAAGUUGGAGAAAUCGACAAAAUUAUGCAAUCAGCUUUGGGCGUUUCUGAAGCCGUUUUGGACAAUGUUAUCUUCUGUCACCAAGAUGAUUCACUAUGGCCGAUGAGCGAGCCUUCACAUCUCAAGAAGAAAUUUGACGACAUUUUCGAAGCUACAAAAUACACCAAAGCUGUCGAUAGCCUCAAAUCUUUGAAAAAAGAUUAUGCUCAGCAAAUUAAAGGCAUGAUUGCGGAGGAGGCGAUUGCCAAGGAUAACAAGGAUAAAGGAGAAAAAACCAAGAGUCGUUGCGAAGAACUUGCUUCUCAAAUUGAUCAGUUGUCAGAGGAGGCUCUCAAAGACAAAGCCAACAUGGAAGCAGUUCGAGAGGUGGUUGACGCAAAACAGAGACAGGCGGCCGAAUUUUGGGAAUUGGUUCAAAAGCUCAGGACCAAUAAAGAAAGAGUCAAAUUCAGUGAAGAAAAUCUAGAAUCGCUUCAGAAGAGAAUCAAGCCACUUUCUGAAUCGGAUGAAUGGCUUAAGUCAACCUUAGAUCAAUACGCGGAUCGAAUACUAGAAAUGGAGCAACAAGAUGAGCAAUUGCAGAACCAAUAUCGAGAUCAGCAACAGAAGAUGUCAGCAAACGCCAGCGAACUUGGCAAAAAGCAAGCAGAAUUAGGUCGGCAGCAAGCCCUGAAACAAGCCUACGAAGAAGAACUUGAAUCUAGAGUUCAGCUAGUCAAGAGUUCUGCCUCUAAGCAUUCCAUUCGAGGUUAUGAUGACGACAUCAAUGAGUCUCGGGUGAAUGAAUUUAUGGAAAGAAUCAAGAAGCUCUCUCGUGACAAGGAGCGUGAUUUGGAGCGGGUUAAGGCGGCCACUAAUGACGAAUUAAAAAGCGUCCAGACCACACUGACGGAGCUUCAGAAUCAGCACGCAAUACGUGUUCAAGAAAAGGUGACCGCGAAGCAAACUAUUUCUAACAACGAUAGGAAAAUGGGCCCUAAAAAAACAGAACUUGGCUUUAUCCAGUUCGACGAAGGUGAUAAAACCGGCCUUGAAUCAUCCUACAACGAGACCAAAGAUCUCCUGGAAAAGAUUCGGGCUCAAUUUGAACGUGCUGGCUGGGAGCAUCGCAUCAACGCUAGUAAUGGACGUUUGCGGGAGUUUGAAGACGAAGAGAAAUCACUUAGAAAAGAGGCUUUUGAAAUCAAUAAACGUUCUAAUGACCGUGCUCAGCUUGAUUAUGUCAUUGGAGAACUGAAAAAGACCAAGGGAAAACUAGACACCAUGAAGGCGACCCACGGCUCGAAGCUUGAUUCAAUUCUUGGUCCAGACUGGCAAGUCGAUACCCUUGGGAAGGAUUUCCAACAUGCACUAGAUCGAGAGAAAGAUGAAGUUGCAGAUGCAACAAACGAGCAAGAAGCUGCCAAAAAAUCCUACUCUGAAGCGGGAUUCCGGUUCAAUGCAGUUCGUGACGACCUCAAAGCCAAGAAGGAUCAGUUAAAAUCCUGCGAGAACGCAGUACUCACUUCGGUCAGGGAUGAAGAUGGCAGACCAUUAGUUAGCAUCGAAGAAUAUCCCAGAGAGCUGAAUCAGUUGGAGGAGGAGCGCGAUGAGAUCCGGGAUAAUAUUGAUGGUUUCAAACACAAGAUCGAUUAUUUCACUCAAUGCCUAAAUACUAUUCAGACGAAAGACAUGUGCAAACUUUGUGAGAGGGCGUUUGUGGAAGAAGGACAUCGCUCAGCAGCAAUGAAGAAGAUUCAGAAACUUCUCAACAAGGAUGCUCGGGAAACUUUGCAGGGACAGUUAGAGAUCCACAACGAACAAAUCAAAGUCGCAAAAGCUGCUCAAUCACAGUAUGAUAUAUACCAAUCUCUCAAAGACGAAAUCCCAAGGAUAGAGCAAGACCUCAAAAAGGCGGAUGAAGAAAAACAGAGAUUGCUUGAAGAAGUCGAGCAUCAUGACAGUAUCGUCGAGCGCAAGAAUGCUAGACAAAGAGAUGUUGAGUCUCUUACCAAUAUAAUCUCCUCUAUCAUUAGGUACAACAGCGAUAUCACGGACCAUGAGGCAAAAAUCGAUAGUUUAUCCUCGCAGCAAAAUAUUGCUGGAAGCAUCAUUACUGCUGAUGAAAUCCAAGAACGUCAGACAGCCUGUAGUGAGAAUAUGCGGGAGGUUAGAGAACAACUGACUAAAGUUUUGUCCGAGAAGGAUGCAGCCAAAGACAAGAUAAACGAUAUGGAGCGUGAUCUGUCUCGUAAAUCGCAAAGACUUCGAGAUGUCAUUCAUGGAUUAGCAAAGAAAGAAGCUUUGCAAAAGGAGAUUGAUGAGCUUCUCGACAGCAAUUCACAGCAGCGGGAAGCAAUCAAUCGUGCUGAUACCGAGCUGGAGACUCUAAAGCCGAAAAUUGACACUGCGAAGGCUAAAUACGAAGAUAUUCAACAACAAGGUCAUGCAAAGGAAAGAGAAGUCCGAUCUCAAAAGGAAAAGCUAGCAGACACUGUCCGUCAAUUCAUGCAGCAUGAGAAAAAUAUCAAUGGAUACAUUGAUAGCAAUGGUCCUGAAAAGCUUUCUGCUUGCCAGCGAGCAAUCAAUUCAAUUCAACAAGACCAGGAGCGUAUUGAGGAAAUAAUGGCCCGGAUUACUACCGAGUUAAAUGCACUUCGAGCUAAAAAGAGUGAUUCGGAUCGGCUAAAGACAAAUAUCAGCGACAACAUCCUAUAUCGUCAAGAAUUGGCUAAACUUGAGGUAUACAAAAAACAAACCAUUGAAUUAGAAGCACAGAAUGUGGAAGGAAACUUCGAAACUUUAACAAAGGAGGCCGAAAAAAUAGAAGCAAAAUUCUACGACCAUCGCCGUCUUUACCAGCAGAAAACAGCUGUUCUUGCAGAGAAAGAUCAAAAUUUGGCACAAUACUUACUUGAGUGGGAUCUUAAUUACAAGAAUGCCAGGACGGAGUACCGCACUGCUAUGAUUAAAGUUAAGACCACAAAGGCUGCUAUCGAUGAUUUAGGCAAGAUGAUUACGGCUAUGGACAAAGCAAUUGUGAAAUUUCACAGUGUGAAAAUGGAGGAAAUCAAUCGAAUUGCUGGUGAACUUUGGCAGACUACCUACCAAGGUACGGAUGUCGAUACAAUUAUGAUUCGUUCGGAAAAGGAUGAAGGCGAGACAGCAGCUGGUAACAAGAAAACAAACUAUAAGUAUCGAGUGGUGAUGGUAAAGCAAGAUGUUGAAAUGGAUAUGCGUGGUCGUUGUAGUGCAGGUCAGAAGGUUCUAGCUUGUAUCAUUAUCCGUCUAGCGCUAGCAGAAUGCUUCGGUAUUAAUUGCGGUCUCAUCGCAUUAGAUGAACCCACGACGAAUCUAGAUCAAGAUAAUAUCCGCGCACUGGCGGAAUCUCUUCAUGGUAUCAUUAAAUCCCGUCAACAGCAAGCGAAUUUUCAACUUAUUAUUAUUACUCAUGAUGAGGAAUUUUUAAAGGUCAUGCAGUGUUCGGAUUUUUGUGAUGAUUUUUAUCAGGUUUCGAGGGAUCAGGAACAGAAUAGUAAGAUUGAGAAGAUUCCGAUUGCGCAGGUUAUGGAGGGGAAUUGA
This is a messenger RNA of Sclerotinia sclerotiorum 1980 UF-70, 4011 nucleotides long. RefSeq lists its product as hypothetical. The transcript has 4 exons. NCBI's taxonomy places the organism in Eukaryota, Fungi, Ascomycota, Leotiomycetes, Helotiales, Sclerotiniaceae. Bases 1 to 4011 code for a protein of 1336 amino acids. Gene Ontology annotation, biological process: telomere maintenance via telomerase; telomere maintenance via recombination; double-strand break repair. The record is from RefSeq and is a predicted model, not a curated record. Gene Ontology annotation, cellular component: condensed nuclear chromosome; Mre11 complex; nucleus. Gene Ontology annotation, molecular function: double-stranded telomeric DNA binding; ATP hydrolysis activity; single-stranded telomeric DNA binding.